Molecule: messenger RNA, 1699 nt
Organism: Solea senegalensis (Senegalese sole)
Lineage: Eukaryota; Metazoa; Chordata; Actinopteri; Pleuronectiformes; Soleidae
Product: heparan sulfate glucosamine 3-O-sulfotransferase 6-like
Exons: 2
Coding region: 329-1447 (372 amino acids)
Molecular function (GO): [heparan sulfate]-glucosamine 3-sulfotransferase activity
Source: RefSeq, a predicted model, not a curated record
AGUGCAUUGACACAGCAGGCUGUGCGCAAACAAGCGUGUCAAGCUUGAUUACCAACAUCUCACGACUCUAUCGUCAUUUAUUCUGGAAAGAGCAAGCAAACAAACAAACAAACAAACAAAGCAGAGAAGACUAUGAGAAGUACUUUUAGAGAAAAAUCCCGUGUGCCAUCUCGCCGCUGUGAGCAACUCUCCAAGUGAUGCCUCAGUUUUACGCAACAGGUUCUGCGAGAUAAACCAAACAGAAUCACCUCCAAACAAAUGUAGGAAGGAGAAGAAGAAGCAUGCUGUCACCACCUUGGUCCUUUGGCAUCGAGCAGGAGAUCACCUCAUGGGAUGUAGCGGAUGCAGAGUCAGGUUCAACUUUGGGAAGGCGCUGUCCAAAGUCUCGGUGUUUUUUACCAUGGUCCUGAUCUUCACCUACUUCUUCUACUGUCUCACCGCGCUUUGCGAUUCGGCUCCGAGGACUCCUUACAGCCACCGCGCUUCAGACAGAGACUAUGAGAUUUUGGACGACCUGCGACCGCCGCCGCGUCUCCUCCUCGUCGACGCGCCGCUUCAGCGCAACCGCACAGCCCCCGUGGACGCGAGCGGCCAGCCGCCUCAGCACGCGCCGGACAACGCCAACGACAGCGCCCACAGCGACGGAAUCCCCGUGUCCAACACUUUCGGUACCAAAAGGUUUCCACAGGCGAUUAUAAUCGGCGUGAAGAAAGGAGGCACUCGCGCUCUGCUGGAGUUUCUGCGCAUCCAUCCGGACGUGAGAGCUGUUGGAUCAGAGCCUCACUUCUUUGAUAGGUUUUAUGAUAAAGGGCUGGAGUGGUACAGGAACCUGAUGCCUCGGACGCUGGACGGCCAGAUUACUAUGGAGAAAACCCCCAGCUACUUUGUCACAAAGGAGGCUCCUAGUCGAGUCUGCACGAUGAACUGUCAAACCAAGCUCAUUGUGGUGGUUAGGGAUCCCGUGACACGGGCGGUGUCUGACUACACCCAGACUCUGUCCAAAAACCCAGGACUUCCGUCCUUCCAGAGCCUGGCCUUGAAAAACUCCUCCACUGGUCUGAUCGACACCACGUGGAGCGCUGUGCGCAUUGGUCUCUAUGCCAAACAUCUGGAGAACUGGCUCCAGCACUUCCCCCUGUCUCAUUUUCUGUUUGUUAGUGGUGAACGGCUGGUUAGCGAUCCUGCUGGGGAGAUGGGCCGGGUUCAGGACUUUCUGGGUCUGAAAAGGGUUGUUUCAGACAAACAUUUCUACUUCAACCAGACCAAGGGUUUUCCAUGCCUGAAGAAGCCUGAGGGAAGCAGUAGACCUCGCUGCCUUGGAAAGUCUAAGGGCAGACCCCAUCCCCAGAUCCCCUCUGAGGUCCUACAGAGACUCAGAGACUUCUACAGGCCCUUCAACCACCAUUUCUACCAAAUAAGUGGACAAAACUUUGGGUGGGAUAAAUAGAGCGGCAUAUAAACUGGGCUAAUAUUCUCAGGGACGGAAGAGGAAUACAAAGGCCACAAACUGGAACACUUUUUGGACCUUUCUGCCUCAGAGGAAUCAAUGUGACAUGUAGCACUCAUGAACUGCCACUGCUUUGUUGUCGCGUUAGAAGCUGACAUGGGCACAGUGCUGCUAAUAUGCAAGUUACACACAUACUUAAUGGAUUAUAGUUAUCAAACCAUUCUCUUGCUUGUAUGUUAAUGUUGUGCAAAA